Molecule: messenger RNA, 6959 nt
Organism: Oncorhynchus gorbuscha (pink salmon)
Lineage: Eukaryota; Metazoa; Chordata; Actinopteri; Salmoniformes; Salmonidae
Gene: col27a1a
Product: collagen, type XXVII, alpha 1a
Exons: 61
Coding region: 336-5579 (1747 amino acids)
Molecular function (GO): extracellular matrix structural constituent
Source: RefSeq, a predicted model, not a curated record
AUGAGUUCUCCGCUCCUGACUCGGUAACCGCCCCAAGAACUAACAUUUUCUUUCUGAUUCAACGUCCCUCAUUACGGAUCGGCAUAAAUGAAUGAACCACGGGGAAUAUCGGAAGAAAGUCACCCUGGAACGUUUCCUGUCAAACUGCUCUCUGGCUGACUACAGUCAUUUAUGUUGGUCUUGAUAGGCAAAUCAAUAGAAGAGCUUUCCCUUGGAACUUUAUUGCAAGCUUGUCAAAUGUGUUAGAGGACAACCGGUGCGUUCUGUUCCCUUGCAAAGGAGUCACGCUGUGAUUAACAGAUCAGGUUUUUGACUGCCAGGACAAAUGAAUACAAAUGAAUCUAGGGAUCCGAAGGGGAGAUUGCAGAACCUCUCAUCUCGACACAAAGAGAGUCCUAUUGCUCUGUACAGUUUUAUAUUGUACUUGCUACCUGGGACUUGCACAAGUAAACUCUGAAGAUGUGGACAUCCUCCAGAGGCUGGGGCUCAAGGGAGAGAAGCCAUCAAGCUCCAUCCGUCCAGGGAUCAUUCCAUUCCGAUCAGGAGUCAUCCUCACCCAACAGGCACGUGUGGAGGCCCCUGCCCGCUCAGUCAUACCACCGUCCUACUGGCCCAACCUGGCGCUGCUUCUGAGUGUGCGUUCCCACCGUGUCAACAACGCCUUCCUCUUCACCGUUCUCACCGGCCACCGCCGGCUCCUGCUAGGCCUGCAGCUGACCCCGGGGCAGCUUGUCCUCCACACAGGGCCCAAGAGCGCCGUCCCACUCCACUACGACCUCCGCGAUGGCCAGUGGCACCAUCUGGCUCUGGACAUCCGUGACCAAAGGGUGACUCUAUACUCUGCCUGUGGGAAGCAGAGCGUUCACGCAGACUUGACUUCAGUAGACAGAGAAGGCCUGGACCCUGAGAGCUCCUUCCUACUCGGGAAGAUGGGCCAGGGCUCGGUGCAGUUCGAGGGUGCCAUUUGCCAGUUUGACCUUAUCCCCUCCUCCCAAGCAGCUCACAACUACUGCAGGUACAUUAAGAAACAGUGCAGGGAGGGUGACACCUACAGGCCAAACAUAGCGCCCCUCUUAACCCGAGACCCCAACAUCACGGCCAGCCUGGCCCUGCCAGCUCCCUCUGAGCUGAACAGGAAGCCCAUGGUCAUGAACCUAGCAAGGAGCGCCACUGCAGCUGCCUCUGCUGUUAGGCAUGUGGUGCCGGCCAUCCUGCUAAAGCCCACCCCUAGGACCACUCCUUCUCCCCUGCCUGGUACUGUGAUGUUACUCAUGACAGGGCCUGGGCAAGCCUUCCCGACCAAGGCCCAGAGCGAGACCAUUACAGCACCACUCAGGAAUGGAGUCGCCCCUCCCUCCUCCCCCAAAACCUACCCCAUCACUCAGAAAUCCCACAAGCCCACUCAUAUCAAGCCCGCCAAUGUCAAGCCCACCCCUGUUAAGCCUGCCAAUUUCAAGCCCACCCCUCCCAAGCCCACACCUGCCAAGCCCAUCCUAGCCAAACCCACCUCUCGCAGCAGCCCCAAGAAGACCACCUUGGGGCUGGAGGCAAAGCAGAAACCCUCUUUCACUGCUGCGGCCAAGCCUACCAAGAAGAAGCCAGACUCUGCCCUUCUAGCCCAGGGGGCAGUCAGCCCUGGGCCAAAGAAACUACUACAGAAACCACAGCCUACAGCACCCAAAAAGACAAUAGCCCAGCCUAAAGUCACAGCCACUCGCCAAUUCAAAGCCACCAAUGCACCUGCCAAUCCAAAGCUCUCGAAAGCCACCAAUGCACCUGUCACCCAACGGCCCACCAGACCCACCUAUGCACCCUUUAACUUCACCGCCACGGGCUGGUGGCAGACGUACGAUGUGGAGCCGACCCAUUUUUCUCUAUUUUUGCCAGGACCCCAAGGGCUAAAGGGUGAACCAGGCCUUGCGGGCCGUCCAGGACCACCGGGGAAGUCAGGCACACCAGGGAAGAGGGGUCCUCAGGGUGGACCCGGUCCCCAUGGAAAACCUGGCCGUCCUGGUCCACCUGGGCUUAAGGGGAGGAAAGGAGACUCUGGUCUCUCAUCUGGAACAGCCGCUAAAGGAGAGAAGGGAGACCCAGGUAUUCUUGGCCAAGUUGGACUACUCGGCCAGGCUGGUCGAAAGGGACAGAGAGGGCAUCCUGGUCCACCUGGUCACACAGGAGAGCCUGGGGAGCGAGGUCCAGAUGGAAGCCCAGGUGCCAAAGGUUAUCCUGGCAGGCAGGGUUUGCCAGGUCCCAUAGGAGCCAUUGGGCCAAAAGGCACUCGGGGCUUCAUUGGAAUCGCGGGCCUUUUUGGCCUACCUGGUGCUGAUGGCAAAAGAGGCAUUCUUGGGGAACCCGGGAAGAGGGGCAAGAUGGGUAGGCCGGGGUUUCCUGGAGACUUUGGUGAAAGAGGACCACCAGGACCAGAUGGGGACCCAGGUUUGCUUGGAGCCCGUGGUCCUAAUGGAGUUCUUGGACUUAUUGGUGACAUGGGACCGAAUGGGAAGAUGGGCCUUCCAGGACCCAAUGGACUGAAGGGGGUGUCCGGCAACCCAGGAGAACCAGGACUGAAAGGUGAUAAGGGUGAAAUUGGGCUUCAUGGACAGCAGGGAAUGAUCGGGUUCCAAGGAGACAAGGGUGUUCAGGGUACUCCAGGAUUGCCAGGUACCAGAGGAAAACCAGGACUUCAGGGCAGGCCAGGAGAGAGAGGGUCUGAUGGAGUACCUGGCCUUCCAGGAGCAGAGGGUUUCCCUGGAGACAUGGGGCCUCCUGGAGAGAAUGGCUUAGAAGGCCCAAAUGGAAAGCCCGGAGUGAGGGGGUUGCCUGGUCCUAGAGGGGUGCCCGGGCUAGAGGGAGUUGAGGGCCCACUUGGACCACUGGGUCUGACAGGAGUGGAGGGUAGAGUCGGCAUGAAGGGCUUCCCUGGAAAGAUUGGAACGGAUGGAGUGAAGGGAGAGCUUGGUAUCACCGGGAAGGUUGGAGGCUUGGGUGAAAGGGGCCUGGUUGGCUUUAUUGGGCCUGUUGGAGAGACUGGAUUGGCAGGGGAGAAGGGGGAUCGAGGGGAGAUGGGCCUGCCGGGACCUCCUGGAGAAAAGGGAUCAAUGGGUCACCAAGGGACACUAGGUGAAAGUGGGCCAUCUGGGGAACCUGGAAGACCGGGCCCCCCAGGAUCUCGUGGGCCAAUUGGUACCAGAGGACCCAAAGGCAGAUGGGGUGCGAGAGGGCCCGACGGUCCAACGGGGAAGCUGGGGUUAGUGGGCAUGAAGGGCCCCGAUGGUCUUCCGGGAAAAAUGGGUUUUUCGGGAGAUGAGGGGAAAAUUGGAGAGCUGGGAGAAGCUGGACCUCAAGGGUUUCCCGGUAUUCAAGGACCCUCUGGAUCUCUAGGAGACCAAGGAAUAGCAGGCGAGCCAGGACUCCCUGGGCCAGUGGGGACAGUGGGGCCACUAGGAGAAAUUGGUCUACAGGGUCCUCUAGGCAAAGUGAGUGAUCCAGGACUGCCUGGGGAGCCAGGGGAGAAGGGAGCACUCGGAGCCAUUGGUAACAUCGGAGAGCAGGGACUAAUGGGACAACGGGGAGAGCCAGGGAUUGAGGGAGAGGCCGGUGCUGCUGGUCCUGAUGGAACAAAGGGUGAAAAGGGUGACAUGGGGCACGAGGGCGACAAAGGAGAGAAGGGUGAAACUGGAAUGAAGGGAAAGGAGGGCCCACCUGGGAAUCCUGGACUCAUAGGCAUCACAGGACAAGAGGGUAAAUCCGGCAAGAUUGGUGAAAGAGGCAAACCAGGAAGAAAGGGAGCCAAAGGCCAUAUGGGUCAUCUUGGGGAGACGGGACGAAUCGGAAAGACUGGGCCAAAAGGGUUUGUGGGACCGAAGGGCUCGAGAGGAACCAUUGGACCUGUGGGUCCCCCAGGCAGAAUGGGUAAACAGGGGGAACUGGGUCUAGCAGGUUACGAGGGUCAUCAGGGACCCCAAGGCCCUAUUGGGCAUCAAGGACCAAAUGGUGAAAAGGGCGAGCAGGGGGAUGAUGGGAAGGUUGAGGGUCCUACUGGUCCUCCAGGCGACAGAGGUCCUCCAGGAGACAGAGGAGAGAGAGGGGAGAUAGGGGAUCCAGGAUACCGAGGGCAACAAGGUGUGGACGGAGGGAGAGGCAAACCUGGAGCCCCUGGACAACCUGGACAUCCAGGACCUCAUGCACAACACGGGCCCAAAGGAUCCAAAGGAGAUCAAGGUCAGAAAGGCAAACUCGGUCAGAGAGGAGAAUCUGGAAGCAGAGGAUCGCUGGGUGUGGUUGGUCUCCAUGGCCCGAGAGGCAUGGUGGGGCGAGAGGGGCUGGAGGGCGUGCCAGGCGUAGACGGAGUCUCAGGGAAGGAUGGGUCCAAAGGCAUGCCAGGCGAGCAUGGUGACGAUGGUGAGUUCGGUCUCCCUGGCAAAGCUGGUUACCGUGGAAAAGUCGGCGGGCUGGGACUGCCGGGCGAUAUGGGAACUUUGGGACCAAAGGGUGAAAGGGGCCUCCCAGGACAGACAGGACCCUCAGGGAAGAGAGGCUUUAAGGGUGGGAUGGGACUGCCAGGGCCACAGGGGGACCAAGGGCCCAAAGGACAACCUGGUGAUACAGGAGAACCAGGUUUUCCAGGGAUACUGGGAGUGUUUGGACCAACAGGGCCUCCAGGUGACUUGGGACCAAAAGGCAUACAGGGACCAAAAGGGCCACAGGGCACAAUGGGCAGAGGUGGAAUAAUGGGUCCGAUGGGGAUUAUUGGGCCCGAUGGAAGUCCAGGCCCUAAAGGAGACAAGGGGAGCCGUGGAGAGAUGGGAUUACAAGGACCAAAGGGGCUUCCAGGACCCCCGGGACCUCCAGGUCCUCCUGGUGUCCCUCUGUCAUUUAAACAGGACAGUUCCCUUCAGGUGUUUGAGUCUAUAAACACCCCACUUAGGACUGAGAAUUGGGUAGUUAUGGACCUGCCUAUGCUAGACCAUGUUACAGAGAUCAUUAAGACCCUCCACUACCUUAGUAACCUGAUCCAGAGCCUGAAAAAUCCACUGGGCACCAGCGAUAACCCCGCCCGCAUUUGCAGGGACCUCCACAGCUGUGAACAGAAAAUGAGCGAUGGCACUUAUUGGAUUGACCCAAACUUGGGCUACUCCUCAGAUACAAUAGAGGUCACCUGUAACUUCACAGGUGGAGGGCAGACCUGCCUAAAACCUGUAACGGUGUCCAAGCUGGAGAUUAGUGUUGGGCGUGUCCAGAUGAACUUCCUGCAUCUCUUGAGCUCAAAGGCUGUGCAACAUGUGACCAUCCACUGCCUGAACGUACCUAUCUGGAGGACCUCUGAGGACCAGCCUCCUUCAAAGGGGUCUGUGCAUUUCAGGGCGUGGAGUGGGGAGAUCAUUGAGGCAGGAGGAGCGAUGGAGCCUCACGUCAUCGAGGACUCCUGUUGGAUGAAGGAUGGACGCUGGCACCACACCCAUUUUGUGUUCCACACCCAGGAUCCUAACCUGCUCCCUGUGGUUAACAUCUAUAACUUACCCAAGACCACUCUCGGAUCACACUACCACCUGGAGGUUGGCCCUGUGUGUUUCCUGUAAGGGUGUGUAUGUCUGUGUGGUGCUGUGUGUGCAGGGACCCUCACUUCUGAACCUCCAUGCAGUUGGGGUGAAUGGAACAGUCCAUUCCCUCCCUCAAGCACUGUCCAAGAAGGACCUCUGCACCCCUCCCUCAACACCCCCUUAUCACCCCUCUCAUCAGACUGCAGAAAUAAAGGGAAGAUAUUUUGGUGCUGGGGGAGAAUGAGGAGAAGAGCAAAGGAGGAAUGGGGGAGUUCUCACACUAAUAGCUCCUAAAGAAGACAAUUUGUUAUUUUUUUGCUCUUCGGGAAUGAUUUAAACUAAAAACAAGCUGUGGAUAUCUUCUUGGAGAAAAGGCUUUGCCAAACAGUCUCUCAUGAACAAUUAAGUUAAGGGACAUCCAGACUAAGUCGAUACUGCCAAUUCCCCUUCUUUUGGAAUUAUAGUGAGUUAUCAUACAGUGUGUACUUAAUAAAUACCAAGGAACAACAGUCUGUCCAAGAGAUUAAUUAAAGUAAUGGGGAACAAUAUUAAACAUACUGUACAUAUAUAUGCGUAUUCCGUCACUUUUAUACAUGCAUAUUUUAUGUAAAGAAAUCAUCUUCAAGUGCAAUAGAAAAUUAGAUGAUCAUUUAAUAUUUUAGACUUUGAUAAUGCUGAAGGCUUUUUUUGUGUGCUUUGGUGCUUGACUUGAUUUUUUUUUAUGCACUUACCCAUAGUCCCAAACAUGAGACCGACACGUCUCUCAGUCUCUGCGCCAUAAUGGAUAUCAGUGGCAACCAGUCGGUGUAUAUUGUCUCAGACCUUCUGCCUAUAAUAAUUAUUAAUGCGUAUAUCACACCAAUUAGACUUGAUAUACUGUCGGGUGGUGGUAAUUUUAGGACACACUUUAAGACCAUGCUUGACAGCAUACUCUGUAUUGAAUGUCAGUCAGAUAAGCGAUCAGGGCCCAGUUUCCCAAAAUCAUUUUAUGGCUAAGUUAAUCGUAAGAACGAUUUAGAUGUUUUUGGGAAACUGGGCCCUGGUCACUACCUUUGGCUGAUACUCCUCACCUAAAAGAGUGAGCAAGGUGUUUUAGAGGUGUUCAUACAGAUGAAGUCGAAAGUUUACAUACACUUAGGUUGGAGUCAUUAAAACGUGUUUUUCAACCACUCCACAAAUUUCUUGUUAACAAACUAUAGUUUUGGCAAGUCGGUUAGGACAUCUACUUUGUGCAUGACACCACUAAUUUUCCCAACAAUUGUUUACAGACAUUAUUUCACUUUUGAAGUGGGUCAGAAAGUUACACACAAAGUUGACUGUGCCUUUAAACAGUUUAGAAAGUUCCAUAAAAUGAUGUCAUGGAUUUAGAAACUUAUGAUGGGCUAAUUGACAUCAUUUGAGUCAAUUGGAGGUGUACCU